AGCUUCCUGGAAGUUGCUAUGGCACCCACAUUUCUCCAACCAUUAAAGCACCCAACCUUCGCUCCUCUUUCCCCUCAGUCCCAAUUAUUUUCUUUCUUCGUUCGCUUCCAACUUUUUUUCUUUUUUCGCGUUGUUUUGUGUCUUUUAAUAUUAAAUCAUCAUGAAACUCAAGGCUUAGUCCCAAAGGUCUCUUUGGAUCUGUAAAAAAGAAUCGAUCCAUGGUCUCCAAAUUCGACCCUUCGUCUUAUAGUUCCGGUUCCGGUACGUCAUCUUCUUCGUCAGAAUCCGUGUCUUCAAUUUGCAAAGGACAUCAGUACCCUUCGUCGGCUACUGCUGGUUUCGGAACACCCACCAGCGUCUUGCUCAAAACAUCAGGUGAUUGGUCGAACUUUUCCACUAAUUUUUAUUUAGAACUUUGUCAAGCGCUUAAAAUAGCAGAGAAAGAUAACGAUGCGGUUAUUACGAGAAGCGAACUCGAGGCUUUGCUUAGCAAGUUCGCCAGGCAGCCGCCGAGUCAGGAAGAGGUUUCGCUGAUGUUGAGUGAGGUGGAUGGAGACGGCGAUGGGUGCAUCAGCCUGGAAACGUUGAUGAGCCAGGUGGUUGGACCGGCUUGCGGCGAACCAGCUUGCGAACCGGAGCUAAGGGAGACUUUUGAUAUAUUUGAUACAGAUCAUGAUGGGAAGAUCACGGCGGAGGAGUUGAUGGCGUUUUAUAAAGAGAAAAUAGGUGAUGAACGGUGCACGUUAGAGGAUUGCCGGCGCAUGAUAGCGAGUGUUGAUAAGAAUGGAGAUGGGUUCGUGUGCUUCGAGGACUUCUCUAGAAUGAUGGGUUCGUGUGCACGUUAGAUGAGUGUUGAUAAGAAAUGAUGGAGCUGCAGACAUGAUCAUGAUUAGAAAGGGAUUUUAAUUUUAUCCUGUGUGUGUUUGAUAAUCAUGUGAUUUGAGAUAUGCACUUCAGUUAAGGAGGAAAACUGAUUUUUUAUUUUAAAUUUGAGAUUUGGGUUUUUUUUCUUACUUA
Molecule: messenger RNA, 1017 nt
Organism: Durio zibethinus
Lineage: Eukaryota; Viridiplantae; Streptophyta; Magnoliopsida; Malvales; Malvaceae
Product: putative calcium-binding protein CML35
Molecular function (GO): calcium ion binding
Source: RefSeq, a predicted model, not a curated record